UAAAAGUUGGGUUAGGGAGCAUUGUUUUGAAGCUCAUAUGCAAUUUGCUGCCUUAUUUGUGCAGAAUUGCGACGGGAAAUUCUAGUUUUUCCGUGUAUUUAGGAAGCAUGAUAGCCAUUAGAGUACUUCAGCCUGUGAAAUGUGUUAAAUCACUGAAUUCUCGUCUUUUCUGCAGCGCCAAGAAGCCCACCUGGCCCAGGAAAAUCUUCUCCGGUAUCCAACCGACGGGUGGACUUCACAUUGGGAACUACCUGGGGGCGAUUUCUCAGUGGGUGAAUCUGCAAAAUGCCGGCGAAGACGUCACGUACUGCAUUGUGGAUCUGCACUCAAUCACGCUGCCUCAGGAUCCUGCCGGCUUGAGGGAGAACAUCCUGGGCGUGACGGCAUCUCUAUUGGCUUGCGGCAUUGACCCGAAGAAAUCCACGCUAUUCCUCCAGUCGGACGUGAAGCAGCACGCGGAAUUGGGAUGGAUUUUGGGCUGUCACACGACAAUGGCUCGCCUUGGGCAUUUGCCGCAGUUCAAGGAGAAAUCGGCGAAGGUCAAGGAAAUCCCGCUGGGAUUGUUUGUCUAUCCGGUGCUUCAGGCAGCAGAUAUUCUACUCUAUAAGGCGACUCAUGUUCCUGUCGGGGAGGAUCAAGUGCAGCACCUACAGCUGGCUCAGCACCUCGCUAAGACGUUCAACACCAAGUUUGGCGCCACAUUUCCGCACUGUCACGCUCUGGUGGCGGACGACUUGAGCAACAGGAUCAAGAGUCUGCGUGAGCCGACGAGGAAGAUGUCGAAAUCAGAUGCGGAUCCCAAGGCGACAAUCCUCCUCACCGACUCGCCGGACGCUGUGGUGGAGAAGGUGAAGAAGGCCGUGACAGACUUCACGUCCGCCGUGACGUUCGAUCCGGAAAACCGUCCGGGCGUCUCGAAUCUGAUCACAAUUCACUCGCUGAUGAGUCAGUGGUCGCCCGAAGAAAUCUGCGAGAUGAACACGGAUGUGGACACGGGAAAGUACAAGGCCAGAGUGGCGGAAGCUGUGGUGGAACACUUGACGCCCAUCCGGCUGAGGAUUGAGGACUUCCGGCGCCAUCCCGACUAUCUGUGUCAAGUGCUGGACGAAGGAGCUCAAGUGGCCACUGAGCUGGCAGAGGCAACGAUUCAGACAGUCAAGGAGAGACUGGGACUGGGCAAAACGACUCAUUCGCGGCAAGAGUGCAAGAAAAUAGAGGAAAAUUAGUAAAAAAAAAAGUAUGAUUUGUGAAGAUAGGAAACCAAAAAAUUGCUUUUACAACUGUUUAAGAUGUGUUUUCUUAACCAUUCAAUUUGCAUAAAAACGACGGAAAUAACGAAGCUUAAAUGCCGUUUGUCUCGGCUCCUAAAAACCAUUAAAUUCAAAUUUUAUGUUUCCAAACAAGCAUGAAACAUCAGGAUACACUUGGGAAAUGCCCGGAAUAUCCGGGAAACUCUUUUUCUUCUGGCCAAAUAUGAUUC
This is a messenger RNA of Phlebotomus argentipes, 1480 nucleotides long. It is a transcript of the gene TrpRS-m, whose product is annotated as tryptophan--tRNA ligase, mitochondrial. Gene Ontology annotation, molecular function: ATP binding; tryptophan-tRNA ligase activity. The record is from RefSeq and is a predicted model, not a curated record. The transcript is spliced from 3 exons. The coding region runs from base 108 to 1226 and encodes 372 amino acids. Gene Ontology annotation, cellular component: mitochondrial matrix; mitochondrion. Lineage: Eukaryota; Metazoa; Arthropoda; Insecta; Diptera; Psychodidae. Gene Ontology annotation, biological process: mitochondrial tryptophanyl-tRNA aminoacylation.